AUGGCCGUAAAUCCUCUCUUCCCCCUCACCAUCGACGACACCUCGCCUCUCGUCGUCUACCAGCCCUUUGCCGAUACCUUCACCAUCCCCAACGUUGCGACCGGCUGGAACCCCUUCUACACGCUCACAGGAUUCGCCACAGUGGCCACCGGCGCGGACUCGGAGGUUGCCUCCGCCCUCGGGAACGGCACCAGCCUGCACCUCACCGCCUGCGACGGCGCGAGCCUUCAGGUCAGCUGGAACGGCACAGACAUCACGCUUUUUGGCACACUGGUGCUCCCUCCCAGUGGAAGCAAUCUCGUCGCGUCAUACUCGGUCAACCUCGAUGGCACCGACACGACGAAUUUUCUAUCGAACAUCAGCCAUUCUUCCACCGUCGACGACGCCGUCACCGACGUCCUCGUUCAAUUCAAGAAUCUGUCCGAUGGCGCCCAUGUCCUGCAACUCACGAUGCACAAUUCGGACGACAGUGCGACGGCUGGGAACUCGACGACCGGCCCCAUUAUCGCCUUCGACCGUGCCGUUGUGAUAUCCGAUUCCGGGAAGCCAGGACCCGCGCCGCCCGCGUCUUCUGCGACGAGCCCGUCCGCCGCCACGCCGUCUUCCACCGCGACAGCCGUGACGUCUCCCGUGCCGGACGACGACAUCGCGUUCCGUGGCCGCUGGAGUUUUCAGUCUGGGCUGCUCCCCGACUCGGAUGCCAUAUUUCAUAGCAGCUCAAACGUCGGCGACCGGGCCUCGCUCACAUUCAACGGCUCCGCUGUCAGCAUCAUCGGUCUCACCACACCCGCGUCGGGCGCGUACAACGUAACGCUCGACAAGGAGGAGCCCAUCUCAAUUUCUGGACGUGCUUCGUUCACUUCCAACGCCCCCACCCUCCUCUUCUUCCGCACUGGGCUCGACCCCUCGGUCAUGCACGCGAUCGACGUCGUUAACGCAGGCCCGGCGGGCGCGGGUGAUGGCGCAGGCUCCCUCCUCUUCCUCAGUGCGGUCAACGUCACGCGCGUUGAGAGUGGCGCAAUCCCCAUUGGGGCCUCCGAGUCCCCCUCGGGUCUCCCUCAAGGCGUGAUCGCGGCUAUCGCCAUCGGCGUCACGCUCUUCGUCGCUUUGAUCCUCGCGCUCGUCGUGCUUUGCCUACGCCGCCGCCGGCGACGCGAGCACCACAAGCGCUCGAUGCUCGUCAGCCCGCAGAUGCGCCUCGCGCGCCGGCUGUCCUUCCUCCUACCGCACCGUCGCCACGAGUCCCCCACGCCCGUCGUCGCGGGCAAGGCGCGCGAAAUGUUCGACCCGGGCUACCUGCCCGGGGCCGUGAUCGCGCCCGCGGGCGUGCUCGACAUCUGCAGCCCGAGCACCGAGUACGGCUCGUACGGACAGGAGAAGGACGGGGACUCGGCGGACGAGUCGGACUUUGGCGAGGGCGAGGGCGCGGACGGGCGGCGGUUCUCGGCGGUGGAGAAGGGCAAGGCGCGCGCGCUGCGGCAGAGCGGCGCGUCGAAGAACUCGGACGGCAGCUACUCGAUCGAGCUCCCCGACCUCACCAUCGUCCAGAACCCGCACGGGUACCUGCCCCCCUCCGCGGUGCCGUCGACGCCCUCGCCGCCCGGGCACACGCUCGUGAUCUCGUCCCCGACCUCGCCGAGCGGCACGAAGCCGAAGGGCCCGCGGGAGUUCCCGGGGCGGUGCGCGCCACGCGAGUCGACGCGCGGGAUACUGCUCGCAGCCCUGCCUUCGAGGUCGAGCCCAGGGCCGUACGGAUCGCUGCAAGACGUCGACUUGAGCGACAGCCAGAUGCUGGGCGUCCCGGCGCCGUCCUAUCUCCCCGAGGCGGUCAUCUCCCCGUUGCGAGUGGAGUUUGCGAGCGACGUGGAGGAGCACCAACGCGACCGCCACCUGAGCGCGGGCGCGGUCUCGCUGCCACCGUCGCUGAAGCAGGCGCUCGCUGAGUACGCCCCUCCCGUGGAAGCGGCGGCGGCGACGCCCCCGUCCCCUACGCGCACCACGGGGGGCCGGAUGUACUCGUUUUUGGACCUAUCGUCGUCGGCGUCAACGUCGCUGCGGUCGCAGCGCCAGAGCUCAUCCAACUCCACGAGCAAGACCAAGUCGCGUAGCUCGUCGCGCUCGACGCGCUCGAACUCGCACUCGAACUCGCGCUCGAUGGGCACCACCGACCGCACCGAUCGCAGUCAGCACGUUCAAUCGCCGCCCGCGCAGACGUUGACGUGGGCGUCGCUGCCCCCGGAUCGACGCAUCUCGCUCGGGCUGUCGAUGACGUUCGGCGGCGGUUCGUCCGUCUCGCGUCCGUCGAUCUCGACGGCGAACCUCUCGAUGCACCCGAUCUCGCCCUCGUACGCGGAGCCGUCCCCGCCGCUCCCGACGUCCUCCGCCGCCGCCUUCCGGAUCGACUCGCCGACAUCCGGCGACCGCACCGACGCAGAUGACGACGAGGCCGACGACGAUGCGGACGACUUCCCGUACACCGUCAACCAGUUGCCCUCUCCGACGGACUCUAUCCCGUACACCGUCUCCGACAUCCACUUCCGCCACUCCACGCACUCCUCCAUCCUCUCCGGCCGCACCGAGUCCCGCCGGGAGUCCCGCAGGCUCAGCGCGUCCCAUCGCCCGCCGCACCCCCCACUACCGUCGUCCCCGGGGCUCCCUCCGAACUCGCCGUCGUCCGCGCGGCCGACGCACCACCGCGGUAUGUCCCAGACCAGCGGCUCGCAGCAGGUCCCGCCGAUGAUCGUGCAGCGCAUCCUCGGACGCGCGCCGGCGUCGAACCCGCCGACGCCCAUGGGCCCGCAGUUCGCGACCGCGGCGAGCUUCGCGGCGGCACGCGCCGCAGCGAGCAGCCCCGUUGCGACCGUGCACCCUGCGACGCCUAUGCCUGUGCCACGGCCGACGCCAUCGCCGCACCCCACGGUGUCGCAGGGUGGGUCGACGGGCCCGGCACAGACGCAGGCGACCCCGGGAUCGUCGACGAGCGUGUUCGGCUUCCAGAUAGGGCGGCACCUGCGUGAACGAUCGUGA
This is a messenger RNA of Epithele typhae, 3027 nucleotides long. RefSeq lists its product as uncharacterized. The coding region runs from base 1 to 3027 and encodes 1008 amino acids. The record is from RefSeq and is a predicted model, not a curated record. The transcript has 5 exons. Lineage: Eukaryota; Fungi; Basidiomycota; Agaricomycetes; Polyporales; Epitheliaceae.